CCAAAUCCCAAGGGUUUUACAAGCUCCAGAGUGAGUGAGGGAGAAACAAAGACAGGAACUGGAGUGAACUGAUUCCAUUGCCAUGAAACUCCUUCAAUCUCUCAUAGCUCGUCGCGGAUCAUUGCGUCGGGUGGUGGGUUCGAGAAACUUCUCGGCUUCCACCGAAGAGUACAGUAAGAGAAACUACGCUGACAAUGUCGCAGAAUACAACACUGUCUUGGGUUCUCUCACAGCUAAAAGAAGGCAUUACUUGCUUAGGGAUGCGUAUGAUGACAUGGUGCUUGAUGGGGUGAUGCCAAACCGUGACACUUUCCGUUCCCUUGUUGUUGGAACCAUGAAAGGGUCUAGAUUGCAGGAUGCUUUCUUCUUCAUUAACCAAAUGAAAACCAUGGGUUUGGUUCCUGAUGUUACUUUAUACAACUUUCUAAUUUCAACUUGUGGGAAAUCCAGGAACUCUGAUCAAGCUGUUCAGAUUUUGGAGGAGAUGAAGUGUAUGCAAGUAAAGCCAAAUGUGCAAACCUACAUCUGCUUGCUAAACGCUUGUGCAGCUGAUGGACGCUUAGACCGAGUGUAUGCAAUUGUCCGGGAUAUGACUGCAGCUGGUCUAGGAUUAAACAAGUUCUGUUAUGCUGGUCUUAUAAUUGCCCACAAGAACAAAACACCUGUUCCUGAUGAUUUUGAUACAAAAGUUAUUGAGUUCGUGGAGAGGUCAAAGAUGUGGUCUUCAGUUGAAACUGACAGUGAAAAUGCAGAAAAUGUGAUGAUGGGUGUUACAGAUGAGGAGUUAUACAACUUACCGACAGCAGAAUAUGUUCAUAGACGAUUAUUUUUGGUUAGGGCACUAACAGCAUAUCAUACUGCUUUUUAUGCUGCUGCAGACCUGAAGAAUGUUCAGUUGAUGGAAACCCUUUUGGAUACACUGAGCAAGGAUAGAAAAACUCCCGAUGGCUUUAUUAUGAUGCAAAUAAUUAGGUGCCAUUGCAAUGCAGGAGAUAUCGAGCGUGCUCGUCAAACUUUAGAGGAUUACAGAAAUUCAGGAAAGCCUUUAGCUGCAGAUCUUUUUGUGACACUUGCAGAGGGGGCAAUGGUUGGGUACACUGAGAAAGGAAUGCAAAUUGCUCAAGAUGCACUGGUAGCGAUGAACCAAAGAAACUUUUCGUUAAAUCCUAGAACGGGAAGUGAUCUCCUGCUUAUAGCUGCUGGUGAAAAGACUGGUGGAUACACUACUGCUAAUUUCAUAUGGGACUUGAUGCGAGCUCGUAAUGUUACUCCUAUCCUUCCUGCAGUAGAGGCAUAUUACAAGGGCCUAAAAGAGCGUGAGAUACCUGAAAAUGAUGCAAGACUCUUGCUGGUUUCUCAAACUUACGAUAACCUUCGCUCGAGGUUUGGGAACAGGAACUGAAUUGUAGAGGUUUAAGGUCUUCAUAUAUUAUCCUUAAAGCCUUUAGCUGCCAAAGUAUUUAUUAUGUUGAAGGAAGAAUGCUUAAUUCGCGGUGGUUUUUGUUUUGUUUUUUUCCUUCUCCAAUUCAUGGAUGAGUUGGUAUGGGUUCCUAUGGAUGAUUCACUCAUGGUUGUGAUUCUUCUCAAGAGAAAGUUGAGCUAAGCUCUUAAAGAUAGCUGCUAGGUUGUAAUACCUUUUUGCUCUCAAUUUGAUAGUACACGUAUUUAUUCUUAAUGGUUUCUUUGUUGUAGAAUAAUUGCAAUUGUUUUAGUUUUGUU
Molecule: messenger RNA, 1719 nt
Organism: Arachis stenosperma
Lineage: Eukaryota; Viridiplantae; Streptophyta; Magnoliopsida; Fabales; Fabaceae
Product: pentatricopeptide repeat-containing protein At4g35850, mitochondrial
Exons: 13
Coding region: 83-1402 (439 amino acids)
Cellular component (GO): mitochondrion
Molecular function (GO): protein binding
Source: RefSeq, a predicted model, not a curated record